This is a messenger RNA of Diaporthe batatas, 1587 nucleotides long. RefSeq lists its product as uncharacterized. Gene Ontology annotation, cellular component: plasma membrane. The transcript is spliced from 5 exons. Gene Ontology annotation, biological process: ammonium transmembrane transport. The coding region runs from base 1 to 1587 and encodes 528 amino acids. The record is from RefSeq and is a predicted model, not a curated record. NCBI's taxonomy places the organism in Eukaryota, Fungi, Ascomycota, Sordariomycetes, Diaporthales, Diaporthaceae. Gene Ontology annotation, molecular function: ammonium channel activity.
AUGGUGGUCAUCAAUGGUGUCGACCUCAAUGCUCUUGACUAUGUUCCCAAGAAGAUCGACUACAAUGGCACCGGCGACGCAGGAGGAGACCCUCUUACAGAAGACCUGAACAUUUGGUACGAGACCGGCGAUAUAGGAUGGAUGAUCACAGCAACUGCCCUCGUCCUCCUGAUGAUUCCCGGCGUUGGCUUCUUCUACUCCGGUCUCGCCCGCAGGAAGUCGGCCCUCUCGUUGAUAUGGCUCUCCGUCAUGGCCACAGCUGUCACCACCUUCCAGUGGUUUUUCUGGGGCUACUCGCUUACCUUCUCACACACCGCCGGCCCCUUCAUUGGCGAUCUGGCCAACUUCGGCUUCCGAAACGUCCUCGCCCGUCAGUCCGUCGGCUCCUCCCGCCUUCCUGAUCUGCUCUUUGCUGUCUAUCAGGGCAUGUUCAGCGCCAUUACCGUCGCCCUCGCCACCGGCGCCGUUGCUGAGCGCGGCCGCAUGUUGCCCUGUGUCAUCUUCAUGUUCAUCUGGGCAACUGUUAUCUACGACCCCAUCGCCUGCUGGACAUGGAACACCAGCGGCUGGAGUAACCAAAUGGGCGGCUUGGACUUUGCCGGUGGGACGCCAGUCCACAUUGCAUCUGGGGCCGCCGCAUUGGCCUACUCAAUGAUGCUGGGCAAGCGGAGAGGCCAUGGUACACACGAGCUGAACUACCGACCCCACAACGUCACCCAUAUUGUGAUAGGAACUGUAUUCCUGUGGGUAGGCUGGUUCGGCUUCAAUGCUGGAUCCGCCCUCUCGGCGAACCUGAGGGCGGUCAUGGCUGCUGUUGUCACCAACUUGGCCGCCUGUGUUGGUGGAAUCACCUGGUGCGUGCUGGAUUACAGACUCGAGAGGAAGUGGUCCACUGUCGGGUUCUGCUCAGGUGUCGUCGCCGGCUUGGUAUCCAUCACCCCCGGUUCAGGUUUCGUUCCAGUCUGGGCAGCCUUGCCUUUUGGCGCCCUGGGAGCCGGCUUCGCCAACUACGCCACCAAGUUGAAGUUUGUUCUUCGCAUCGAUGACGCGCUCGACAUAUUUGCCGUUCAUGGCAUGGGCGGUUUCGUUGGAAAUAUCUGCACAGCCUUCUUCGCCGCCAACUACAUUGCGAGAUUGGAUGGGGUCACCGAUAUUCCUGGAGGCUGGAUUAACCAGCAUUGGAUUCAGAUAGGGUACCAGCUUGCAGACUCCUUCUCCGGAGGGGCGUACUCGUUCGUCGGCACAUGCCUCAUCCUAUUCAUAAUGAACCUCAUCCCUGGCCUCCACCUCCGUGCCAGUGAGGAGGCUGAGAUCCUUGGCAUCGAUGAUGCCGAGAUUGGCGAGUUUGCGUACGACUAUGUCGAGCUCACGCGAGAGGUCUUGAAUGAUGUGGAGGUCGACCCGGACACGCACAGCAGGUUCUCGGGGGAUGCUCAGAGCUACGAUCCGAGGGAGAAGAACAGAGGCAUACCGCUUAUGGACUCCCGCAUGUUCAGCAGCGCACAGGCAUCACACCAGGCAAGGAUUUCCAGCGCAACGAGCACAAAGAGCCUCAUAGACCGACGGAGUCCUGAUAUUAGAAGCUGA